Acipenser ruthenus (sterlet) is the source of this 1400-nucleotide messenger RNA. RefSeq lists its product as uncharacterized. The record is from RefSeq and is a predicted model, not a curated record. NCBI's taxonomy places the organism in Eukaryota, Metazoa, Chordata, Actinopteri, Acipenseriformes, Acipenseridae. Gene Ontology annotation, biological process: positive regulation of T cell receptor signaling pathway; positive regulation of mast cell activation; positive regulation of Fc receptor mediated stimulatory signaling pathway. The coding region runs from base 152 to 967 and encodes 271 amino acids. Gene Ontology annotation, cellular component: external side of plasma membrane. The transcript is spliced from 5 exons.
UCUACACACACAUAACACAGCGAUCCACACACACACACACACACACACACACACAGAACACAGCGAUCCACACACAGGCACAGAGUGGGCAGCGCGUUUAUAAUCAUAAUCAUACUCAUAACCCUAAUUGGUGUUUUUAUUGUCGAUAAGGAUGUCGGGUCGCUCUGCUUGUCUGAUAUUAAUCCUCGUGUUUCUUCAAUCAGGUUCCUCCAAUACCAAGAUUGAGAUCUGGAGGUCUGGCCGAAUCGAGCCGGGCGAACGUCUCCGGCUCAGCUGCUCUUUUUCGGGUCAGGACCAGAUAGCGCAGAUAAACUGGGUCCGAGUCAGGGGCUCCAACGCCACGGUGCUCGCGGUUUACCACCCGGUCUUCGGGAGCUCCGUCUCCGGCGAUGACAGCAGCGUGUCGCUGCAGGAGGACUCCGAGUCGCAGGUUACGCUCACAAUCAGAGGGCCGGACCGAGACCAGAACCAGACCGUGUUGUACUGCUGCCGGUUCAUUACAUUCCCGUCCGGCACGCUGGAGGGCUGCAUCAGCGCCGAGGCACCCGAGGAGCCAUCCACCGAUGCGCUGAGCGCUCAGCACUGGUCGAACUGGAUCCUGAUCGGAACCGGAGCUGUGCUCGCCGGCUGUCUGCUCACAGUGACCGUGGCGGCGCUCAGGAGAAGCCGGGUUUACAGGAAAGGCUUAUUCGAGGUGGAGCAAUCCUUCAUCACGGACAGCGAGGAAUCCGAGCCGCUCCCAGAAGUGCCAGCCUCGGAGCAGCCGGACAGCGCGGGUUCGAAGGUUUACAUCAUGAUCAACACGGAUUACUACCGCUUCCAAGCAGAGCGCGGGGGGGCCGGUCUCGACCAUCAGUACGACAACCGCAUAGCGCCCCCUAGCGGCGAACAGAUGAACCGCAGGAUAUAUUAUCUGCUGGGGGAGAAAGUGCUCGGGAAGACCAUCACGAAACUGCUGGAGCAAUGACUGCUGGAAGCGAGUUACAGCGCCCCCUGCAGGUGAACCUGAAGAACCGCAACAUGUAUUGAACGAAACUUAAACAAACUGGACAGUGAAGCGGGUCUGAGUUGUGAUCGGGAUCCAGCAGGGGGGGCAGGGUGUGGGACCGCCCCUGGUUCUGAGGAAGGCUUUUGAGCACAGAGAUGGCUGAUCUUUGGAAGAAUUUAUUUAUCAAAACAGAGAUCCUGGGACACAGCGGGUUGGAAGUGAAGAUUUCAAUGGGCACGUUUUUGAAAGGGCCUGCGUGCAAUUCUCUCUCUCUCUCUCUCUUUUAUUUUUAUAAUGUAGCUUAAGUAGCGGAACCCUUCCUUUUGUAUAUUUCUAUAUCUGAAUGCUUCUUUUUUGGAGUUAAUUAUUUUUUUAACAUUCAAGUGAAUGGAAUAAAAUAGUUUUUUCUUGA